Molecule: messenger RNA, 711 nt
Organism: Cordyceps fumosorosea ARSEF 2679
Lineage: Eukaryota; Fungi; Ascomycota; Sordariomycetes; Hypocreales; Cordycipitaceae
Product: ras-2 protein
Exons: 2
Coding region: 1-711 (236 amino acids)
Biological process (GO): signal transduction
Cellular component (GO): plasma membrane
Molecular function (GO): GTPase activity; GTP binding; GDP binding
Source: RefSeq, a predicted model, not a curated record
AUGGCGGGCCGAAUGGUCUUGUACAAGCUCGUCGUCCUCGGCGACGGUGGCGUGGGCAAGACUGCCCUCACCAUUCAGCUUUGUCUGCAACACUUUGUCGAGACUUACGAUCCAACAAUCGAGGAUCAAUACCGAAAGCAGGUCGUCAUCGACAGUCAACCAUGCAUGCUCGAAGUCCUCGACACUGCCGGCCAGGAGGAAUACACGGCCCUCCGCGACCAAUGGAUCCGUGAUGGCGAGGGCUUCGUCCUCGUCUACAGCAUCGCAUCCCGCUCCUCCUUUUCCCGCAUCAAGCGAUUCCACCACCAGAUACAGCGAGUCAAGGAGUCGUGCGCCUCGUCGCCCUCCUAUCCCGGCUCCCCCAUCUCCGCCGCCACCCCGCAGCUGCCCGUUCCCAUCAUGCUCGUCGGCAACAAGAGUGAUCGCGUCACCGAACGAGAGGUGUCUACGCAAGAGGGCCAGGCGCUGGCCCGCGAGCUCGGCUGCGAAUUCGUCGAGGCCUCGGCCAAGAAUUGCAUCAAUGUCGAAAAGGCCUUUUAUGACGUCGUCCGCGUCCUCCGUCGCCAGCGCCAGCAGGCCUCCCGUCCCCAGGGCGCAGCCAGCGGCCGUAGUCGCACAGGCAACGGUGACAUGGGCGGCCGCGACCGUGAUUCCCACAAGUCCCGCCGCAAGGACGGUGAGAAGAGCAAGGGCCGCUGUACCAUUUUAUGA